AUGAGACACCGUUCGGACGCGAGCUUCAUGGUGGCGGUCGCCGUCGUGCUGCUCAACGCUGUGACUUUUGUCGGCGCGCUCGAGGCAUGCUCUGGACCGACCCCGGCUUGCUUUUGCGAAGACCAGAUGGUUACUACUUGCGAUGUCUCUCAGGGCAUCCCUACGAACAUCCCCACGAAUACUCUUCGGCUUGCUACCAUUGAGUGCGUUCGCCACUUUGACCAGCUUGACCCGACUGCAACAUUUACCGGACUGACAAAUCUUCAAUACUUAGAUUUGAGCGGGGGAAGCCUGACUAGCAUUUCCCGCGGCUUGUUCGCACCCAUCCCAAACCUGAGAACCCUCAAAUUGCGUGACAACCCCCUCGAAACUCUGGAGGAAGACUUGUUUUCCAACAUUCCGAAUUUGAUGGAUCUGGAUUUAAGUGGCACGCUGCUCUCCCAAUUUGACUGGAACGCGCUGCAGUCUGUCACAUCUCUCACAAAGCUCGAUUACAGCAGAAUUCCGACCCUCACAUCCCUGGAGAAUUCACCGUACUUAUACAACCAACUGGCAGAGUUGAGGCUCGCUGAAUGCUCAAUCGUAGAAAUCUCGCCCGGUUUCCUCCAGUCCUUUCCCUUGCUGUCGACAUUAUCUCUCGCAAAGAAUGAAAUCACUUGGUUCGACGCAGAGCACUUUCAGUACACUCCAGGAUUGACUUCCCUCGAUUUGUCUGGAAAUAAUCUCACGACAGUGACCCCGGACUUAUUUAGCAAUAUUGGUCAACUGUCCUGGCUAGAUUUGUCAAAAAAUCGCCUGGAAAACCUCGAUUCGAACGCGUUCGAGCCUUUGACCCAACUGUUCGUUUUGUUUCUUUACGGAAACCCGAUGACCACCCUUCCUCCCGGGCUUUUCUGGGACAAGGCCAGCUUGGCAUCCGUUAUUCUUGUGCCCAACAACUUUACUUUUGGAAAUAAUACGUGGGCUCCACCCAGUACCUAUGGCACAGCGGCUUUUCCUUCAGCUUGCUCCUUUGAAUGCGUCACUUGCAUUGGCGCUGGCGCAGAAAAUUGCUGUCCCGCAGAGUGUCUCAACUGCACAUCGAGCACCAAUUGCGUGCAGUGCGCCAACGGAUUUGAGGUGUACAAUGGCUUGUGCGUUCGCGCAAGUGUGGUUGCGUCCGAAUCUGCUGUUUCUGCCAAGUCUGCCGCAUCGAUUGUGUCGAUUACGUCGGCCGCGUCGGCUGCGUCGGCCGCAUCGGUGGCAUCCAUCGCAUCGGCUGCGUCCGCAGUUUCAGCCGCUUCAGUCGCAUCGGUUCACAGUCCAACUGCAUCUGCUACGCCUUCCUCGAAAAAGACCGACGACUCUGACCUUCCCACGAUUGUUGGCGCCGCCGUGGGUGGGGCGAUUGCUCUCCUGUUGAUCCUUCUCUUGGUCGCAAUCCUGCGUCGAAACCGAUCGAAGAGCAGGCGGUUUCCAAUUUACGAACCAACCGUGCAUCCGAUGGUGCAUCUCGCCGGUCCCAACUCCAUCAAGCAGCAGCAGCCAGCUGCCGCCGAAGAACAGUACUCUACGCUUGCGCCCAGACAAGAGGCAUCGACUUAUGCCUCUGUCCACUACGACGACGUCAAACCACCUUCCGAGUACGCGGUCGCGACGUCGGUGAAGUAUUCCAGCUUGACCACGGACGUGAACUAUGUGCAGCCCGCAUUGCAUGACUCAUCGCGACCUGUGGCCGGCGGACCAGCCACUGCCUAUGCCUCUGUGGUUGUCGCCACAAACCAGCUGUCAACCUCAGAGCCUGCUGGUGCCGAGUACGCUACUGUCAAGUAA
Capsaspora owczarzaki ATCC 30864 is the source of this 1812-nucleotide messenger RNA. RefSeq lists its product as hypothetical. The record is from RefSeq and is a predicted model, not a curated record. The transcript has 13 exons. Gene Ontology annotation, molecular function: protein binding. NCBI's taxonomy places the organism in Eukaryota, Filasterea, Ministeriida, Capsasporidae. Gene Ontology annotation, cellular component: plasma membrane. The coding region runs from base 1 to 1812 and encodes 603 amino acids.